Messenger RNA from Yarrowia lipolytica CLIB122, 552 nucleotides. The record is from RefSeq and is a predicted model, not a curated record. NCBI's taxonomy places the organism in Eukaryota, Fungi, Ascomycota, Dipodascomycetes, Dipodascales.
AUGGUCGAAUCGUCACAGACCCAGUACAAGGGCGCCGGAUAUAAUGAUCUGGAUCUCAACAUGUUCUCCAAGCCCAUCUACUCGCGCUCCAACACUUCCAACACCUCCCUAGGCGGCUCGUCGGCCUCUGUGUCUGCUAACACGUCAGUCACCAACCUCAGCAGCUCGGCUUCUUUGCCACCUCCUCCUCCCAUCGGAGUCCCCCGGAGCCGAAAGGCCAGCGGAGAGACCAAGCGAGUGUCUGCUGAGCCGGAGGAGCACGCCAUCGAGACCAACGUGUCCGAGGCUGAUCUGGUGGCACAGAUGGAAAAGGUGCUCAAGAAGGACAACGGGCUGCCCGAGCGCGAGUUUGACCACUACUGCGUCAAGCUGCGAAAGCUUCUGCCCGGUCUGGACCAGGAGUGUCGUGAUAUCGCGUCCCAUGCUCUGGUCCUGGCAGAUGAGGGCAAGGGCAGCACCGCCAAGGAGCUGCUGGUGCAGUUCAUGCUGCGACAGAGCGGAAGCAGCAGCUGGGCCAUGCCCCUGCGAAAGGUGGUGGAGAAUACCAAGUAG